Messenger RNA from Hypoxylon fragiforme, 4740 nucleotides. RefSeq names its product P-loop containing nucleoside triphosphate hydrolase protein. Gene Ontology annotation, molecular function: ATP binding; histone binding; DNA binding. The record is from RefSeq and is a predicted model, not a curated record. The transcript has 5 exons. Gene Ontology annotation, biological process: nucleosome organization; regulation of transcription by RNA polymerase II. Gene Ontology annotation, cellular component: chromatin; nucleus. Lineage: Eukaryota; Fungi; Ascomycota; Sordariomycetes; Xylariales; Hypoxylaceae. Bases 1 to 4740 code for a protein of 1579 amino acids.
AUGUCGAGCUCGCCCGAGCCCAGCUCUGUCAACGGUCAUAUGUCACCGGAGACGGGAGCUUGUACUAGAAUAAUCCUUAAUGACCGUGUCAGCGAGAGCGACUUAUCAGACAUGAACGAGAAUGCCGCUUCCCAGGCUUCUUCUUCCUCAUCCCCCGUCCAAAACGAAUACUCCCAAGAUGCCGAGCAAGACCACGAAUCUCCCGGUGGUGCCGAGUCCAGCGAUAAUGGAGAACCUGUAAAUGCCUCAGAUGAUGCAGACUUUGACAUGGAAGAUAGCCCUGCUCCUUCCCAGAGUGACGCGCCUCAAGACGAUAGAUCAACCUCCAACAGCUCUCGACGUGCCCCUAAAAGAAAAGCUGGCGUAGGUGAAGAUGAAUAUAUUCGAGAGAACCCCGAACUUUAUGGAUUGAGAAGAAGCUCUCGCCCUACGAAGCAACCGAAGAUUGUUGAGUCUGAUGAAGAAGAAGAGGAAGAUUCUGAAUCUGAUAUCGUUCCUGCAAACCGCCGAACGAAGAAGCUCCGUGUGGAGCCCGUCUCGCGACAAUCUUCCAAACGAGGGACACCUGCCAGACAAACUGCGGCCGAUGAAUCAGACUCCGAUACCUACGGCGGAGCUCGCGCUCGGCUACUUAUUAAGAAAGUUCGUCGCCAACAAGCCCAACCUCAGUCCCUAUUGUAUGCUGAGAAGCGAUGGUCAAACCGACGAGCUGCUCAACAAGUCCAGACUUAUCAUGAAAGUGACAUUGAUGAGGAAGAUGAGAGCGAGCUCACGCCCAACCAAUGGCCCGGCGAGGAAACUGGCACGGACAAUCAGUACAUUGAAAAAGUUGUCGGACAUCGCGUCAUUGAUGGUGGCGAGAUGACUCAGGACGCGACCCGCGACGAUUUUGAAUACAAUAUCAAAUGGCAAGGUAAAUCCUACCUUCAUAACACGUGGGAUACAUUGGAGAUUCUUCGUGGGUAUCGUGGAUUCCGCAAGCUUGAGAAUUACUAUAGGCGUACUAUUGAGUACGAGCUGGACCUCAAGUUUGGCGGUGAUGACAUACCACCAGAGACCCGAGAACAAUACAUGCUCGACAAGGAACGCGAACACGAUGCUUUAGAGGAUUAUACCAAAGUUGAGCGAAUUGUUGCCCAGCGAAGCGGUGAGGAGGGAAGAGAGUACUUCGUCAAAUGGAAGGGGUUGACCUACGAGCAUUGCACAUGGGAAGAGACUGAUACUAUCUCCGAGGCUGCGGAAGACAAGAUUGAACAGUUCCUCGAUCGUCAGUCAAGGUCCUGGACGUCGGACAAAUACGAGUCCAAUCCUACAACACGAAGCAAGUUCAUAAAGAUGGAUCAACAACCAAGCUACAUCCAAGGUGGCGAGUUGAGAGGUUUCCAGCUUACAGGAUUGAACUUUCUGGCUCUCAAUUGGUGUCGGGCGAACAAUGUCAUUCUGGCCGAUGAAAUGGGCCUCGGAAAGACUGUUCAGACCGUGUCAUUCUUGAGUUGGCUACGCAAUGAGCGCAAGCAAGAAGGACCGUUCCUAGUUGUUGCACCACUAAGUGUUAUUCCUGCUUGGUGUGAUACUUUCAACCUAUGGACUCCGGAUCUUAACUAUGUUGUUUACCUCGGCAAUGCUGAGGCGCGAAGUACAAUCCGGGACCAUGAACUCAUGUUCAACGGCAAUCCCAAGAAGCACAAAUUUAAUGUCCUGGUCACCUCCUACGAAUACAUUCUCAUGGACGCAGAUUUCUUGAGAACCAUUAAGUGGCAGGCGCUAGCUGUUGACGAGGCCCAUCGUUUAAAGAACAAGGAGGCCAAGCUUUACGCGGAGCUUGUUAGUUUCGGUGCCCCUGCCAGAGUUCUGAUCACUGGCACACCGAUUCAGAAUAACUUGGCAGAACUAUCCUCACUCCUUGACUUCUUGAAUCCUGGCAAGGUUCAAAUAGACGAGGACUUGGACACCCUAGCUGCUGUGGAUGCUCAAGCAAAACUUCAAGAUCUGCAUGCCGCUAUUUCACCCUUUAUUCUGCGCAGAACCAAGGAGACGGUCGAGUCAGACCUUCCACCCAAGACCGAGAAGAUCAUUCGUGUAGAGCUCUCAGAUGUUCAGCUUGAGUACUACAAGAACAUUCUUACUCGGAACUACGCCGCUCUCAACGAGGGCAACAACGGGCAAAAGUCGUCCUUGUUAAAUAUUGUCAUGGAACUGAAGAAGGUCAGCAACCAUCCGUAUAUGUUUCCUGGCGCUGAAGAGAAGGUCCUCAAUGGCAGCGAACGUCGCGAAGAUCAAAUCAAGGGUCUCAUUGCUAGCAGUGGGAAAAUGAUGUUACUUGAUCAGUUGCUUGCGAAGCUGAAAAAGGAUAACCACCGUGUUCUCAUCUUUAGCCAAAUGGUAAAGGUACUUGACAUACUUGGCGACUACCUUCGUCUGCGUGGUUAUCAGUUCCAGCGACUUGACGGCACUAUAGGCGCCGGCCCGAGACGCCUAGCCAUCAAUCAUUUCAAUGCAGACGAAAGUUCCGAUUUCUGCUUCCUACUCUCCACCAGAGCCGGUGGCUUGGGUAUCAAUCUGAUGACUGCCGAUACUGUCAUCAUUUUCGACUCGGACUGGAAUCCACAGGCAGAUCUUCAGGCUAUGGCAAGAGCUCAUCGUAUUGGUCAGAAGAAGCCUGUCACUGUCUACCGCCUUGUCUCUAAAGAGACCAUCGAAGAAGAAGUCCUCGAGCGAGCUCGGAACAAGCUUUUACUCGAGUAUCUUGCCAUCCAAGCUGGUGUCACAGACGACGGAAAGGCAUUCAGGGAGGAGUUCAGACAGAAGGGUCUCCGGAUCGACGAAGCCAAGUCAGCAGAUGAUAUUCAAUGGGUGCUAAAAAUGCGAUCCCAGAAGAUGUUCGAGCAAUCUGGCAACCAAGAGAGGCUAGAGCAACUUGAUAUCGACUCGAUUCUUGAGAAUGCAGAAGUUACCAAGACCAAGGUUGAUGACAAAAUGAACCUGAGCACUGGUGGUAUCGACUGGGACAACUUCAUGCAGUACACUGAUGUUAAGGUUGAUGACCUAAAUCUUGACUGGGACCAGAUUAUACCAGCAGACCAGCUAGCAGCGAUCAGGGCUGACGAAGACAAGAAGAAAGAAGAGGAAUAUCUCGCAAAAGAAGUGGAGGCCAACGCUCCACGCCGUGCAGCCUUGAAGAGCUCGAGAUCCAAUGGUGACUCUGAAAGAGCCGAACGAAUUGCGAAGAAACGAGAGCGUGAGCAACAAAAGCAGGACCGUCUCGAGGAACAGCGGGCCAUGCUCUCGGAUCCUCGUCGGCCGCUGAAUGAGAAAGAAACUCGAAAUCUCAUCCGAGCCUUUAUGCGAUACGGCUUUAUUGAAGAUCGUCCGGACGAGCUACUACGUGAUGCACGGUUGAGCGAUCGGGAUCGAGACUUCAUCAGAGAAAUGCUUCAGGAUCUCGUCGAUAUGUCUCGGGAGGCGGUCGAGAAGAACAAUGAAGAGAUCCGAAACCAGGAGCAGCAGACGCAGAAAAAGCUGACCAAGAAGGACAUUAAGGCAGUGAUGUUUGAUUUUGGCGAGGUUAAAAAGAUCAAUGCCGAGACUAUCCUUGAUCGUCCGCCACAGCUACGUCUCUUGCGGCGUGUCCUGAAUGAAUUACCGGACUUUCGAACGUUCCGUCUUCCAGAUGCCACCAAAGCAGCACAUUAUAGCUGUGAAUGGGGUUCUAAAGAGGAUGGGAUGCUUCUCAUUGGAAUUGAUCGAUAUGGCUUCGGCGCCUGGCAACAGAUUCGCGACGAUAGAGAACUCGGUAUGCAAGACAAGUUCUUCUUGGAGGAGCAUCGUAUCGAGAAGAAGCAGGAGAGAGAGCACGGCGAGAGCAAGGGCGCAAAGGCCCCCGGAGCUGUCCAUCUUGUCCGUCGCGCAGAAUAUCUGUUGUCGGUUCUUACGUCGAUUCAUUCGGAUGAUGUCAAUGCCCAAAAGAUUGUCGAAAACCACCAUCGCAACAACAAGAAAAAUACCCAUGGGAUGUCUAAUGGUCACCGCCGUCCCGAGAAAGGUGGAUCUAUCUCUGCCUCGCCUGCUCCCCAAAGUGCAAAGAAGGCAUCGCAUCGCGAUAGGGAAAACGACCGUUCUCAUUCCCGUGGGGACCACCAUCGCUCCCGUAGCAGUAUUGGGGAAAGCGGCACGCCGCGACCAGAUGCGAAGCGAAAGCAUGGCGGUGAGGUAGAUGAUCGUCGACACAAGCACCGCCGAGUUGAAGAACUCCGUAGAUCUGAUGUCAACCUCCAGCAAGCUGAAGACGACGAUGACGAGAGAAAUGCACCUGUUAUCCAAGCGCUCAUGCAGCCUAUAUGGACACACGUCGAAAAGGUUGAAUCAUGUACCAAGGCAAACAUACCGGUUGCCAAGGCUAGAGCUAAGGUUCUCAAGUCUGAAAUAACCGCUAUUGGUGAUUUUAUCGAAGGCCUCCAUAAGUCAUCAGGCUUAUCACUUGACCAACUGGAGGAGCUGAAACCCAAACUUUGGAGAUUCAUUUCUAAGAGAAUACCGGCCUCCGAGAAGCAAUCCUCCAAUAAACCAGAAAAGGAUAAAUCUGUGUCGCAGUCCUCCGGUAUGACUGGCCCGCGUUUAGCGGCAUUAUACCAGCAACUGAAAGAAUCGGACAAGAACGGCAGUGUCCAGAAGCCGAAGAGUACUAGCACGACUCUUGUUAACGGAGCCCCUCGCAAUGAGUCGUCUAAGGCUAUCAAGUAA